Hyla sarda is the source of this 586-nucleotide messenger RNA. RefSeq names its product hemoglobin subunit alpha-B-like. The transcript has 3 exons. NCBI's taxonomy places the organism in Eukaryota, Metazoa, Chordata, Amphibia, Anura, Hylidae. Gene Ontology annotation, biological process: hydrogen peroxide catabolic process; oxygen transport. The record is from RefSeq and is a predicted model, not a curated record. Gene Ontology annotation, molecular function: haptoglobin binding; heme binding; organic acid binding. Bases 63 to 491 code for a protein of 142 amino acids. Gene Ontology annotation, cellular component: haptoglobin-hemoglobin complex; hemoglobin complex; blood microparticle.
CAACUUGAAUAUCAGUAACAUUCAGUGUUUUAUAGUGACUGCACCCAAGGGACCCAGGAAAGAUGCCUUUAACCGCUAAAGAGAGGGGAGACAUUGCCACUAUCUGGGCAAAAGUUGCUGGCCAUACUGAUGAACUUGGAGCUGAGGUCUUGGACAGACUUUUCAAGAGUUCCCCUGCCACCAAGACAUACUUCAGCAAGUUUAACCUGGACCCUGGUUCUGCUGAUAUGAAGCGUCAGGGAGGCAAGAUCCUUAAUGCUAUUGGUGCAGCCAGCCAGCAUCUGGAUAACUUGGCCUCAGCUCUCAGCCAGCUUAGUGACCUGCAUGCAUUCAUACUGAGAGUGGAUCCAGGAAACUUUCCUCUUCUCUGUCACAACAUCCUGGUUGUCCUGGCCGUUCAUUUCCCAAAGGAUUUCACUCCAUCUGCCCAUUCCGCAUGGGAUAAGUUCCUUUGUUCCGUCUCUGUCACUCUGUGCUCCAAGUACAGAUGAACAAGAAGAUGAAUAUCAGUCAAGAAACCUUGAUUACAAAUCGGCAGAAUUCUACUGAUGUUACAAUAAAAAUCUGAAUUACCAUUAAACCUUAA